AAGUAGUUGAAUAGGACGAGGAUAGAUAGAUUGACGAGAGAGAAAGGGAGGAACCCGUUGAAAUUGAACACCAAAUCUGAGAGAUCAUAAUAUCUCACUCAGGAUUCCUCUGCAAUUUCAUUCUCACAGAAACAUGAGUAUGACCCAGUUCGCUAUGGUUGAGGAAUUGGCUUCUCUUGUCAAGGACAAUCUUUCGUGCAAGCAUCUUAUUCUCUCAGUGGAAGAGGCUUUGGUGGAUUUCCUUCAGAGUGAUACCAGUUCCAGUGGAGUCUUGCAGUUGGAACCAAUGAACUCAUACAACCGUCUUCUCUUGCAUCGUCUUGCAGAUAUAUUUGGAUUUUCCCAUGAAUCUGUUGGUGAAGGAGAGGAGCGGCAUUUAGUUUUGGAGCGAUGCCCGGAGACAUCAAUACCGUCCAUCCUUGUCAGUGAUAUUUUGUGGCAGUAUGAUGAGCCUGAAUCUCCAAUGACUUCACACUUAUUAUUAAAGAGGUCAGAAGCCCCUCCAGUGUUGAGGAAAAAAUCUCCUCCGCUUCAACAUUCACUAGAGGAGAGAGAAGCAGCAUAUUUGGCAGCUCGUGAGCGAAUAUUUUCGAGGGAUUUGGGAGAAGUAAAGGAAUCUGUCACUCAGAGGCAACGCAAUGUUCCUGUGGUUGCCCGUCGGAUGAUAGCACAUGCCCUAGGCAAAAGAAUCAACCCAUCCAGUCAGGAUGCCACUCAUGAGGAUUGCAACGCAUCUAGAGGGCUGAGUGAUAAGUUGAAUUGUCAAGGCAAGGUUGAAGUUGAGACCAAUUUGAUUGUGGAAGCUUGUCAUCAGACCCUCACCCCUUUGGACCAAAAUGUGAACUCCUGUGGUGAAGUGAAAAAGAACAACCGUAGUUUGAAUGCAUCACCCCCAAGUCUAAGUGAAAGGAAGACAUCCCAAAAACAAGAUGACAAGAUUUCUGGUGCUGUCAGCAGCAUAUCUCAAAACGGAAGAAAAGGACAUGGUGCAGAUGAGGAAGACAUCAAAAGGGAACAUUUGGGUGCAGCAAAGAGGAUGUUUGCUCAUGCCCUAGGAAUGCGCUCAGGGAAGAAUGGUGUUUCAUCAACAGGCAGCGAGAUAAAGCAUGUUAACAUGGAGUGAAGUUAUGAAAAGCAUGUUGGUUGUUGGAUUCGUUUCUCUUGGUACUCAGCACGCGUCAACUGGAGUGUUGGGGGAGUCUUCAGUCACAGCCAAAGGAUUGUUUAUGGGCAGGUAAUGAUGGCUCGGAUGAUAUCAAUGGAGAUGCAUGGCAAAAGAAGUGAUCCGUUUGGUACAUGUUGGCUGCUCACUUAUAUGGACGCACAUGCACAAUGAUAAUCCUCAUAGCCAACUGAUAUCUGCAGAUACUUGAGCAGCUCUUCGUGUAAAAACGAAGUCGAUUCAUGUAGCUGAAAUAUUUUGGAUGAUGGGGUUGUGGGCUGUACUUGAUAUUGUUUUGAGGAAAAUAGAGGCAUGCAUACAGCUUAUCGAGUGUCAUUUUGGUGUGAUCAAGUACAUUCUUUUUGUGUCAACUGUCAAAGUUUGUGGUUGUAAUUGGUGGUGUUACCGCUCAAUAUUAUGGGUUUUGUUUUUGUGUCUUCAUAAUUCUGUAUAAGAUAUUUUAAGAGUGUUCUGCUUCAUGGGCUAUAAUACUAUGAUUGCAUUUCUUCAUGCCUUGGUUUAGGCAUUGUCAA
Rosa rugosa (rugosa rose) is the source of this 1695-nucleotide messenger RNA. RefSeq lists its product as uncharacterized. The transcript has 6 exons. The coding region runs from base 134 to 1123 and encodes 329 amino acids. Lineage: Eukaryota; Viridiplantae; Streptophyta; Magnoliopsida; Rosales; Rosaceae. The record is from RefSeq and is a predicted model, not a curated record. Gene Ontology annotation, molecular function: nucleic acid binding.